UAUCCUCUGCUAUUUAAAAAAAAAAACCGAAUUAAAAAAGGAAAACAAAGGGGCGAUACUUACAUGUAUCUAGAAAAUUUUAUAUACAGCACAGGAAAGGGGAAGAGAGAAGAGGAAGAAGAAACUAAGAAUCACGGCGCGAGGCCUAUUGUUCAGGUUAGUGAGUUGGAACUUAUCAAUAAGCUGUUAAAUACACAGUUGAGGCAGAGUUUAAAGCUAGUGCAUGCAUAGUUUCCUUUAAAGUGCACACUUGCUGUAGUUGCAAUGAACAUGGAAUGGACUGAAUCAAGGCGUGAAAGAAGUACUGAAAUGAGGGAUCAGGAUGACUCUCCAGUGAGAGGAAGGUGGAAAGGAGGAUACGAUGAUUUAGAAGAAGAUGACAUAGAGAAAUCAAGAGAGUCAGGCAAACAUCGGAGCAAGGAUAGGAGUAAGAGUAGUCGAAGAGAAGAGAAGGAUCAUAGAAGUAAAGACCGAGAGCGGUCGAAGACUAACGAUAUUCCAAAAGAUAGAGAGAAAGAGACUAAAGAUAUGGAAAAAGAUCGAUUAUACAGUAGAGACAAGAGGAAGGAUGAUAGAGAAGAUCGUGAAAAGGAUAGGGUGGGAGACAAGGUGAGGGAGAAAGAAUAUGAUUUUGACAAGUACAGAGAUAAAGAGGGUGAAAGAGUAAAAGAUCGUAGAGAUCGAGGGAAGGAAAAAGAUCAUGAGAGGGAUAGAGAGACAGAUAAGGAUAGUGAGCGAGGACGUGACAAGGAAAGGGGAAAAGAGAAGAGUAAGGGUAGGGAUAAAGAAAGAGAAAAGGAAAAAGACAGGUCAAAGGACAGAGAAAGGGAGAAGGAGAGAGAAAAACAUAAAGACAGAGAGAAGGAAAAGGCAAAUGAUAAGGAUAGAGACAGAGAUGCACUUGAGAGAGAGAAGGGAAAAGAGAGAAUUAGAGAGAAGGAUAGGAAGGCAGAUCAGGAUAAAGAGAAAGCAAGAGAAAGAGAUAAAGUGAGUCAAAAACACCAGGAUGAGGGUCAUGAUAGGAUCAAGGAUUUGGGGAAGGACAAUAAGGGGAUGUUGGUUGAUGGAGGAAGUCAUGAUAGGGAAGUAAUGAAGCACGGGAAGGUUUAUCGAAAUGACGAUGCUGAUUUUAGGACCAUCAGGCAUGAACCAGAUACUGAGGUUGAGUCAGGUGGAUCACACAAAUCAGCAUUUGAGCUCAAGGAUCGCAUUUCAAAGAUGAAGGAAGAAAGACUAAAGAAAAAACCUGAUGCCGUUUCUUCUGAUGGCGUUUCUGAGGUUCUAUCAUGGGUUAGUAAGAGCCGGAAGCUUGAGGAGAAAAAGAAAUCUGAAAAGGAGAAAGCCAUGCAGCUUUCAAAGAUCUUCGAGGAGCAGGACAAUAUCAAUCAAGGAGAAACUGAAGACGAGGCGGCAGCCCAGCAUACUUUUCAAGACCUAGCUGGGGUUAAAGUACUUCAUGGGCUUGAUAAAGUAGUCGAAGGUGGAGCAGUUGUUUUGACACUAAAAGAUCAGAGCAUUCUAGCCGAUGGUGACAUCAACGAAGAGGUUGAUAUGCUUGAAAACGUGGAAAUUGGAGAGCAAAAGCGUAGAAAUGAGGCUUAUAGGGCUGCAAAGAAGAAAACAGGAAUUUAUGACGACAAGUUUAAUGACGAGCCUGGUUCGGAAAAGAAACUACUUCCACAAUAUGAUGAUCCGGUUGUGGAUGAGGGAGUAACUCUGGAUUCGAGUGGUCGUUUUACUGGCGAAGCAGAGAAGAAACUGGAGGAGCUCCGACGAAGGAUACAGGGUGUUCCCACAAACAAUCAAUUUGAAGAUCUGAACUCAACUGGGAAGAUUUCAUCAGACUACUAUACUCAUGAAGAAAUGGUUCAGUUUAAAAAGCCCAAGAAGAAGAAAUCAUUGAGGAAAAAAGAGAAACUGGAUAUAAAUGCCCUUGAAUCAGAAGCUGUCUCUGCUGGGUUGGGUGUUGGCGAUCUCGGUUCUCGAAAUGAUGGGAAGAGGCAGGCCCUUAAAGAGGAACAAGAGAGAUCUGAGGCUGAGAUGAGAAGUAAUGCAUACAGAUCAGCAUAUAUUAAAGCUGAUGAGGCAUCUAAAUCACUCCGAUUGGAGCAAACUCUUACCAUUCAAGAUGAGGGAGAUGAUAAUCAAGUUUUUGGUGAUGAUGAUGAGGAUCUCCGUAAGUCAUUAGAAAGAGCAAGGAAAUUAGCUUUUGAAAGGCAGAAUGAGGUAACGACAUCUGGUCCUCAGGCACUUGCCCUCCUUGGUUCUUCCACCGGCAGCAAUCCAACUGCAGAUAAUGAAAACCCCACAUCUGGUGAGACACAAGAAAACAAAGUUGUCUUCACCGAGAUGGAAGAGUUUGUGUGGGGUCUUCAGCUUGAUGAAGAAUCCCAUAAGCCUGAUAGUGAAGAUGUUUUCAUGGAGGAAGAUGUAGCACCAAAAGCUUCUGAUCAAGAAACAGAAGAUGGGGAUGGUGGUUGGACAGAGGUAAAAGAUGCUGAGAAAGAUGAAACCCCUUUGAAUGAGGAGAAAGAGGAGAUAGUUCCAGAUGAAAUAACCCAUGAAGUUGCUGUUGGGAAGGGACUUUCAGGUGCACUCAAGCUGCUUAAAGACCGAGGAACACUUAAAGAAACUGUUGAAUGGGGUGGCAGAAACAUGGACAAGAAAAAAAGCAAGCUUGUUGGCAUUUAUGAAAAUGAUGGAUCAAAGAAAAUACAUAUUGAGAGGACAGAUGAGUAUGGACGGAUUUUGACUCCAAAGGAAGCCUUCCGGUUGCUUUCGCACAAAUUCCAUGGGAAGGGACCUGGAAAAAUGAAACAAGAAAAGCGCAUGCGGGAAUACCAGGAGGAGCUGAAGGUAAAGCAAAUGAAGAAUGCUGAUACACCGUCGUUGUCAGUGGAGAGGAUGAUAGAAGCUCAAGCAAGAUUAAAGGCGCCCUAUCUUGUACUCAGUGGGCAUGUUAAACCAGGGCAAACUAGUGAUCCUAGAAGUGGUUUUGCUACUGUUGAGAAGGACUUCCCUGGGGGUUUAACACCCAUGCUUGGAGAUAGAAAGGUUGAGCACUUCUUGGGGAUAAAGCGCAAGGCUGAGCCCGGAGACAUGGCACCACCAAAGAAGCCCAAAACAUGAAGUUUCCUAUGGAAUGUUCUUGCGAAGAAUUUUUUUGAGGAAUUCUAAAUUACGAGGAAAUGCGGGCGAAUACUUGUUAUUGUAUGUUUUUUUUUUUUUUUUCCUUGUGGUUUUGGUUACAGCAAAUCACGGAUCUGUGUACCUCGCGGGCACUGUUAAUCUGUUUGGUAACAGUGCAAGUGCAUUUUGUAAGAGAAUGAGCUAUUGCCAAAUUUUACUGGGAUAAUAAACGCCCAGUUUUUAUAUAGCAAUGCAUUUCUACUCUCUCCCUCCAAGCUUGAGGAGGGGUUGUGAAGAAAGAACGAAAAUAUUUGUUUUGUACGACUA
Molecule: messenger RNA, 3456 nt
Organism: Cornus florida
Lineage: Eukaryota; Viridiplantae; Streptophyta; Magnoliopsida; Cornales; Cornaceae
Product: SART-1 family protein DOT2-like
Exons: 13
Coding region: 265-3129 (954 amino acids)
Biological process (GO): mRNA cis splicing, via spliceosome; maturation of 5S rRNA
Cellular component (GO): U4/U6 x U5 tri-snRNP complex
Source: RefSeq, a predicted model, not a curated record